Conger conger (European conger) is the source of this 2314-nucleotide messenger RNA. RefSeq names its product G protein-regulated inducer of neurite outgrowth 2. Gene Ontology annotation, biological process: neuron projection development. Gene Ontology annotation, cellular component: plasma membrane. NCBI's taxonomy places the organism in Eukaryota, Metazoa, Chordata, Actinopteri, Anguilliformes, Congridae. The coding region runs from base 194 to 1576 and encodes 460 amino acids. The record is from RefSeq and is a predicted model, not a curated record. The transcript is spliced from 3 exons.
UCCACAGACACACUCCCUCCCUCCCUGUCUCCCUCCCUCCCUCUCUCCCUCUCUCCCUCCCUCUCUCGGGGACGUGAAGGUCUGCUGCAGAGCCUCCGCUCGGUAAUCAGAUGAGAGAAGCUGAUAAUCCUGAGACCAACUUCCUCUCGUCUGCCGCUAGCUGAGCGCACGGAGACCGAGCUGCUUCAUCCCCAUGGCUGAAACCAAGCCGCCUGUUUCUGAACGCUUUCCCCCGUGCGGCCAUCUUGGCUCUGAUGGGACCAUCCCUGGCGACGAUGACGAUGAUCUCGAGGCCCCAAUUUUACACCUUUCGAAGAGCCUGACGGACGUGGCGACAGACGCUCGAGACGGGGAGGAGGUGGGGAGGUGCAGGCCGGACCUGCGGAAGAGCGCCAGCAGUGCUGUGUGCCCGCAAGGAGACCCCGAAACCCCGUGGACCUCCGAGCGAGCCUACGGGGCCGUCGCAGGCAUGCCGCCCCUGAGGGCCGUGCCCAUGCCCGCGGCUACUGUGAAUCACCUCCGACCCUGCAAGGGGAGGGGUCUGGUUCCCGGUGGCCAACUCCCGCAGACGGCCACUUCCAGCAGGGACCUGAGGGGAGAGCGGCAGGACCAGUCCCUGCAGAGGAGCCACUCGGUCUGCCUCCACGCAGCCAGGGAAGCCCACAGCAGGGGGCUAGGCUCCUGCAGCGAGGCUGGCUUCACCUGCUCCGGGACAGGCUGCUGCGUCAGGCGAGUCCCAGGCUGUUAUGCGCUGGGGUGCCGGCAGGCCGCAACCCCGCUCCACGACAGCACCAUGCCCCCCUGCUACUGGAGCCCCACCGCGCCGCGCGGGGGGGUGUGGAUCUGCACCCCCAGCCCACACAGCUCCCCGGGGAACAGCCGGGGCCACUUCUGCAGGGCCGCCUUCGUCGGGAGCGGAGCCAACGACUCGGGGCCGGAGGUGUCCCCGUGCUGCCGCCACAUGGCGCCAGCCCCAGACGGAGGAAGAGGGGGCGAGACGGCGCUUCCCCACGGCGCGACACUCAGCUUUCCCCGCCUCACCUCCUCGGUCAGCGACACGCGGCUCGACGCCAGGCACCACGCGGCGCCGAGGUGCUACGGCGCGGCCCCGCCCGGCACGGAGGCCCGGAUGUCAGCGGAGGCGGCGACCAUGACCUCCCGCCAGGAGCUGAGGGACGCGGGGGUCCAGACGGGGCCCCCGGAGUCUCCGUCCCUUCACGUGUUCCCCAAAGUCAGCCUGGCAGGGGAAGAGGUGGCCGGGGAGGGGUUGGGGGAGGGCGAGGGGGAGGCUCCAGGGGCGGGGCAGACGUCGCCGGUGAAGGAGGUGAUGUGGGACGCGGAGGGCAUGACGUGGGAGGUGUACGGGGCGGCCGUGGACCCCCAGGAGCUGGGUGUGGCCAUCCAGAGACACCUGGAGCUGCAGAUCAAGGAGGUCGCAGCCGGACGGGCCCUGAAGCUCUCCCAGCGGGAUGCGGGGUCGUCCCAGCACGACGGCACUCGUAAGAAGAAGAGGAAUAUGAUGGCGUUGCUGAGGAAGCCAAUGUGCUGCAUCCGCCCCAGUACAACAGGGGACUGACGGGGUCAACUUUCAACCUGCAUCCUCAAGAACCUCCCGUGGUCUCCUAGCCUCUUCUGAUUUGGCGCCACCAAUGGAUCGCCGGGCAGGAUGAUGUCAUGGUCACAUGAUACACAUAACUGAAGGAACGCAUCAUCACACUCUGCUCAUACAGCUUCUUGUUUUGUUGCCAAACCAAAUGACAGGCCGACCAACAGAUCGCCGCCAUCCUUCUACCGUACAUCUGUGCUUCUCCUUCAAAUCCAUGGUUUCAGCAGGUUUCAACGAACUGCAUCGAUGCUGGAUUUUAGAUACUCCUGACCCAAGAAUGUAUAAAAAUGUACACAUACACAUAUUACAGGCCAUUCUGAGGAUAGUUGGAAUCAUUUGGAAAAGCAGUUUGUUGAGAGAUGGAGAAUUAUGGUUUCAAAUGUCAUCGUAACAAGUAGUGGACUUUUAUCACGUCAUUAAAGCGUUUAAUUUAUUCCACCUUUUCCAAGCUCACUUCAAUUAUUUUUAAGUGACUAAUUUGAGGAGUCAUUCACUCAUCCUUUUACAGUGUUAAAGCUCUACUGCUGUUUUCGAGCCUUACUGCCAUGAAUGUCCUCUGCUUUAAGAUAACUGUCCGAUCCACUCUAAAGAGUAAUUUUAAUCUGACGCAGGGCAUAGUGUUAAAAAUGGGCUGUUUUUCUUUUGUCAUGAACAGUGACAAGUUUUUUUUUAACUGUUUGCCAACCAAUAAAACAUUAUUUUGCUUGA